Molecule: messenger RNA, 738 nt
Organism: Rotaria sp. Silwood1
Lineage: Eukaryota; Metazoa; Rotifera; Eurotatoria; Philodinida; Philodinidae
Source: the annotation of a GenBank genome assembly
AUGCUCAUGUUUCAAGAAUUUAUACAUCGAUUGUUUUCUGAUAAAUGUCAAUUAACUUCUCUCGAACUUGAUUUAUCAACUGAUUUUUUUAAUGUUUAUAUUCAUAAAUGUUUUUCAACAAUUACCAAUAAACCUGUUACACAUUGUAUGAGUCUUCGUUAUUUACAUAUUCAUUUAAUUUAUGGUUUUUUAUUUGAACAUAUUAUUGAACAUGUACCCAAUCUUGAAAUUCUCUCAGUUCAAUUCAAAAAUGCUUUACUCUGGAAAAACUCACUUGAUUCAGACACCACAACAUUUAUACCGACAAAUGUUAAUUGGUGUAAUAAGAUACCAAAAUUAAAAUAUUUUUCGUUAAAAAGUGCUAUAAAUAGUCAUUUACAGUUCGAUUAUUUAAAAUGGAUUCUUAAUAAUAUAAAUUAUAUUGAUAAAUUAAAAGUUGAUUUAUAUAUAAAAUAUUUAAUGGACUUUAUUAAUGUUAUUGAUGCAAAUUUUCUUCGUAGAUAUUGUAUACCUGAUAUACUAACCAAUUUAAUAUAUUUUGAUUUUUAUAUUAUAUUUAAAUGUCGAUUAUUAUUUUCAAAUGAUAUUCAAAAAAUAAUUGAUUCUUUUAAAACUGAUGAUUUUUUCUCUGAUCAUGAUUGGACAAAUAUUAAAUGUUUCUUUGAUCCUAUUUUGUCAUGUCAACAUAUAUCAUCAACUACAAUAAUUAAAUCAAAAUUCUUUCAUGGUGUUAUGUAA